AAAGCACUCGCCCGCCCCCACCCCACCGCGCUUCAACAGGUGUACCUCGAUCGCCAGCUGUUGGGCGCUCCUGUCCGCAUGCUGCAUAAUUUCUUUCGCUUUUUUUCUUUCCAUCCCUCCUGUUGCCUUUUUACAUGCCAGAGGCUCACUUUCCAUCCAUGAAUCUCUUCUAGGAGAACCUUGUUUGCUUUGCUGCCCUCUCAUCAUGUCUUGGUCUUCGAACUACCUCAUAGGCUGUGCCCAGUCGGCUCUGCUCAGUGCUGCGCUGUGGGUAUUGCUCCAGACGAGCCAACGGCCAACAUGCGUCAAACAGCCAUUUGACAGACUGCUCCAAUGCAAAAUGCUCGUCUGUCUCACCUUGAUUGCUACUCAUGCUGCCUCUCUCGUUUUACAAGUCGACACCACGACAUCUGGCGCUAGACGUCUCGCUUUCCUUGAAUCAGUUUUACUGCUUUCGAUAACCUAUCAAAAGCAUAAGCGUGAUAUAUCAUCAUCAACAUUCGUCAGUUUCUACCUGCCCAUCUCCGCCUCUCUCGAGCUUCCGCUCGCCAGAUCGAUCCCUUCGCUCUCAUAUUACCACAUUCCGAUUCUCGAAGCCAUCUCCGUGGCCCUAAAACUUUCAACUUUACUACUCCAUGAAACUUCCAAAUGGACAUAUCUUACCGAUGAUGAUGCGGCUGAAAUCGUGCGCGAGAGUGCUAGCGGGUUUUGGAGCAAGUGCCUUGCGCUGCAUCUGACUCCAGUUCUGCGAACUGGAUCCAAGAGGGAGAUGAGUCAUGACGACCUUAGCAGUGUACCACCUGAACUUCUUAGCUCAACUUCUAUGAAGAGGUUUCAAGCGAUCUGGGAAGAUUACAAGUUAUUGGCCAAUGGGCUGAUAAAAGCAUGUCUUCGUAUGGAACGACCUCGGUUUAUCGCCGCAGUCCUAUCCGGCAUGCUUGCAGUCACUCUGCAUACCUGUAUACCACUCUUGAUUGGAUCUGUCGUAGAGCUGGUUGAAGACAGAGCCUACGCGACACAUGGACAGGACACGCCAACUCAAGGCCAGUUGCUCAUCAUCGCCACAGCCAUUUUUACGGGAGAAGCCAUUUUACAAGGCUACGCACUACGCUGCCUAACAAGGACCAACACGUCUAUUCGAGGUGUUCUGCUAGGCUCAAUUUUUAACUCAGUAACCUAUCUAUCGGAUUCAAAGCUUGCCACCACAGCAAAAUCGUCAAUCUUGGCAAAUGAGAUUUCAAGCUUAGGCAAAAUCGACAGCUUGUACUAUGUCGUAGUACGAGUCUUUCAUGUUGCUCUAUGUGCAUGGUUACUUUGGUAUACUCUCAGUACCAGGACCUUAUGGCUUCUGUGUUUCUCGUUUGGAAUGACAUUCUCUACUCUCUAUGUAGGAAAAUCCAUGUCGAAGCGCCUGACCGCCCAGCAUGAGGCGACGACUGUUAGAUCGACAACAUCAGCUAACCUACUGCGCAACAUACAAUCAAUCAGGUUGCUCGGCCUUGAGGAACAAUUAAGACGUACUGUAAUUUCAUUGCAAAGUGAUGAAUUACAGGCCAUUAGCAAAUCACUUGGUGAACAGCGGAAACAACAGAUAAUAAUUGCCUCUUAUAUGCCGCUGGGCGGCUUUUUCGCAUUCUCCAAUGCCAUAUUUCCAUCCAGCCCAAACGAUACUGAAAUGCACCUUGCGAAAUUCUUUACAGCACUUGCCCUAGCAUAUGAGUUUUGCUUUGCAAUUACAACAUUUAUACAUAAUGCAGCCCGACUCAAAUCAGUGCUCACUAGUUUUUCCAAGAUUCAAGAACAACUACUAGCAUGGAAGGAAGAUUCUCCGGACGAGCCGGUGAAUCCGCUGCUUGAUCCUGAUAUGAAUGGUGAUAGCAACAGUCCUGGUACGAUUGAGCUAGAUGACGUCGCUGUGGCAAUUGCAGUCGACGAAGACCCAGUGGUGACCGAUAUUACCAUGUACAUACCUGGGGGAUCUACCACGGUUGUAGCCGGACCGGUUGGAUGUGGUAAAUCUACUUUGCUGAGUGCUAUUGCUGGAAGAGCUGCAAUUCUUGAGGGACGAAUGGAGGUUUCGCAAACACGCAUCGCUUACAGUCAUCAGAUCCCCUGGCUGCAAGAUCGCACCAUAAGAGACAAUAUCGUUGGACCAAACAAAUUCGACCUCGAAUGGUACAAUGCAGCGAAAACGGCAUGCUGCUUAAAUCGCGAUUUAGCCAUGCUCCCACUGGCUGAUGAGUAUAUGGUCGGUGCGAAGGGAGGCAAUUUGAGCCGUGCUGUGCAGCAACGCAUUUGUCUUGCGAGAGUUGUUUAUUCCAAAGCACCUAUUGUGUUGCUUGACGAUCCUCUGAGCUCUCAGGAAAAGCCCGUUGCUGAUCAGCUCAUUGAACAAGUCUUUGGACAUUAUGGUAUUCUGAGGCCAACAACAGUGGUCUUGACAUCUUCUAAACCACUUCCAUAUUCACUUGUUGCUACUCAUGCGCUGUGCAUCGAUGCAACAGGGGCUGCUCGAGAAAUCAGCACUAGACGAUUGCUAGAAAUCGGCGUGGUAGUAAGCCAGCCUGUUACUCAUGAUCCUGAAAAUAUUCCACAGGAACGAGCUGCUGAAAGCCAUUCAGCCUGGGACUUGCUGGCGAAGCCCAUCAACCCGAACGUCAAUAAAAGCCGGUUCCAGUCAACUCGAAGGGGACAAAGUUCAUGGAAAUUUUGCUAUACCGGAGUUGACAGAGGCUUGUUUAUUGUUGCGUUUGGGAUAAAUUUCGUGAUGACAUUCACAGAGAGCUUUCCUUACAUUUUGCUUCAACGCUGGUUUGAAUCCACUUCUACCACUCCGUUCCCAAUUCUAUAUUGUGCCAUUAUUACUUCGUUAAACGGAGUUGCUGACGUUAUAUUUGCAAUUCUAUGGCACAAUCGCAUCUGCCGUCAAUUCGCGCAAUAUAGCCUUGACUAUCUAUUGGAUAGAAUUAUGAAGAUUACAAUUGCAUCUUGGGACCCUGUUAAGUCCGAAGCCAUGAUCGGCCUGUUCAACGAAGCCAUGCAACUAGUCACGUUCGAUUUGGGCUAUGAACUCAAAUAUGUAAUAGCGCUGAUCAACACAGUGCUCGUCUGUUGGGGCGUCGUCAUCUCCUGCAGCCCCAUCUUAGUCUUUGCUUUUGUCCUAUUCACUGUAUGCUUUGUGGGAAUGAAGUCUAUUCAGCACCGUGCCAGCUGUCAAUUACUACAGAUGAACCUUGCUGCCGAAGACCGGCUACGAACUCAUUUUGACGAAACCUUGGCCGGCGCAGCUCAGGUCACCUUGUUGGGCUGGAACAAGCGAUAUAAUGAAUGGAGUAGGGCACAUAUCGAUCACUCACUGGCUACAUUAUACAACAGCGCAACCUCGAAGGCUUGGUUGAUCAAUAUGACGAACCUCAGUACCAUCCCGCUUGGUCUAGCAUUUGUCGCUGCCUCUCUAUAUGUGGACAUUGCUCCGCAUUUAGUUGGCUUAAGCCUGGUUGUCAUGCUGGAAAUUUGCAAGAUUUCCCUCGUCUAUAUUCCAUUCUGGGGUGCUUGUGAAACAUCCUGGGCCAGCAUGAAUCGCAUCCAUGGACUCAUCAUGAAGGCUCCAGUGGAAGUGGAUAGGAAGGACAGCGACCUCCCAGCUCAAUGGCCUGCAAAGGGAGUGAUUCAAGUACAUGGAGCAUCCAUCUGGCAAGAUGCACAUGUUUCACGUGGUGAGCGGCCACAACUGGAAAAUGUGACUUUUGAUACGUCCAGACAUCGCCGAAUUGGCAUCCACGGCGAUUGCGAGAAGUAUACAUCUAAUACUACUUGUUGGCUUCGUAUCUAGCAAUACUAAUCCUUUGCGAAUAGAAGUCGAAACGCCAUGCUAUUAUCACUUCUCGGACAGGUAGCAUAUACUGGAUCGAUCAAGGUCGACGGAGUUGAGGUUUCAAGUGUAUCGCCACGCACGAUGCUGUCCAAUGUAACUGUCGUCCCGAAAACGUCUGUUAUUUUCCCAGGCAGCGUUCGUCAAAACCUUUUACCACAUGAAAUACUCACCCCCGGCAACGAGACGGAGCAUCUUGCAGCGCUGGAGUAUAUUCUUAGAGGCCUGAGCUUAUGGGGUGCAAUUACUGCCCAAGGUGGCCUCUCACAACAGAUGUCCAAGCUGCGCAUGACACCAAACCAAUUGCAGAGGUUCGCUCUCGCGCAGGCGCUGAUGGCAUUUCACCUGAAAAAGGCAAAUAUGGUUCUCAUGAACGAUACUACGAGUGAUGUCAACACUGACAGCCUCCUCCUGAUGAAGGCGAUCAUGAGGGAUCUUCUUCGACACGCGUCUAUUAUCACCAGCACAAAGUCUCUGUAUGCUACUCAGGGUUCGACGCUGAAGGUUCAUGUUGGAGAUGGCGGAGCUGCCAUUAAGGCGUAUGCUCCGAGAUGAGGCGCGAUCGUGCGAAUCAAAUUGUUUGAAGAUUUGGUUUCCGGUGUAGUUACCUUAUUGGACGAUUAAUACUCAUAAGUUUCUUGCC
[Torrubiella] hemipterigena is the source of this 4514-nucleotide messenger RNA. The record is from the annotation of a GenBank genome assembly. NCBI's taxonomy places the organism in Eukaryota, Fungi, Ascomycota, Sordariomycetes, Hypocreales, Clavicipitaceae.